Closterium sp. Yama58-4 is the source of this 813-nucleotide messenger RNA. The record is from the annotation of a GenBank genome assembly. NCBI's taxonomy places the organism in Eukaryota, Viridiplantae, Streptophyta, Zygnematophyceae, Desmidiales, Closteriaceae.
AUGGCUGCUGAAUCAGCGACCAUGGCUGCUGAAUCAGCGACCGGCUCGGCAGUUAACGUACCAAGCGAGCGUACUACUCGUGCCACGGCAGAGCGGCUAGCGUCGGAGGGGUAUGGCGUGUAUGGAAUCGACUUCGAGGGGCAUGGCAGGUCUGACGGGCUCAGCGUGUUCAUUCCUGACUUCAACACUCUAGUCGACGACAGCAUUGCAUACUUUGCUCCCCAUACGGGAGCGUCCGGAGCACCAGAGCAUACCCAAGUUCAUGUGUGGGGAAUCGAUGGGCGGGGCAGUGGCGAUUUGCAUCCACCGCAAGCAGCCCGACUAAUGGGAUGGCGCCAUUUUCAUGGCUCCCAUGUGCAAGAUAUCAGCCAAGGUGCAACCACCAGCCAUACUAGUGCGGCUGUUGAAGGGACUGGCAUCGUGCCAGCUGCUGACAUCGUCACCUCCGCCAUUCGCUGCCCGGAGAAACUGAAGAAGAUAGCAGCGAACCCAUACACAUACCGUGCUCGCCCGCGCAUGAGAACAGCCCUCACCAUGCUGCACGCCAGCCAAGACGCCGAAUCCUCCCUCUCCUCAAUCUCCCUGCCCUUCCUGCUGCUCCACGGGGAUGCCGACACAGUCACUGAGCUGGACGGCAGUCAGGCACUGUAUGAGAAGGCACGGAGUGAGGACAAGACGUUGAAGGUGUAUGAGGGUGCGUGGCACCUGCUGACUGAGGGGGAGCCUGAGGAGACUGCGGAGAAAGUGCUGUGCGAUAUGAUUGGCUGGCUGGACGAGAGAAGUCAACGCAAGUCAAGCGAGUUCAGUAGAUAG